UGUCACUACGCGAGUCAGUCGACGGUCUGCCGGCGAGCAGUGCGGACGCGUCGUUGUAGUAUCUCGCGACGAGGCGAAGUAAUCGCUUGGCAUCGCGAACCGUGAGAGAAAAUAUAUAUAGAGAGAAAGAGAGAGAGAGAGAGAGAGAGAGAGAGAGCGCGCGCGCGCGAAAUUUCUCCCCGCGCAUCGUUCUCGCUGUCGUUGGCGUUGGCCCUCUCGGUCUGCUACGGUAACGCGCACGGCUGUCGCGGACAGAGUUGUCUCUCCCCCGUCCCGCUUCGCCCGGUCCGGCUCGUUCGCCCCUCCAUCUCGUCUCGUGUCGUCGUCGUCGCCGCCGCCGCUGCCGUCCCGGUGUUCGAGCAGCGCCGCGGCGGUUCCCCUCUAUUGAUCGAAUUUGACCUGCGAAGUUUCCCCUAGCGCGUGUGUGCAGUACAGUGGCGGCCGGCAGUGGCUCUCGCGCUCGCGUUCCCGAGUGGUGCGGUUAAAUAAUCGUGAAUAGCCUCGGUAUGGCCGUGCCAGCGGCUUGCACGCGGUUCAGUGACAACUACGACUUGAAGGAGGAACUCGGCAAAGGUGCCUUCUCUGUGGUUCGACGAUGCGUGCAAAAGAGCACCGGUCACGAGUUCGCUGCAAAAAUUAUAAACACCAAGAAGCUCUCGAACAGAGAUUUCCAGAAGCUCGAGCGUGAAGCGCGGAUAUGUAGAAAACUUCAACAUCCAAAUAUCGUGAGAUUGCACGACAGUAUACAAGAGGAGAAUUUCCAUUAUCUCGUCUUUGACCUAGUCACCGGCGGAGAACUGUUCGAGGACAUCGUCGCCCGGGAAUUCUACAGCGAGGCCGACGCCUCGCACUGUAUUCAACAAAUCCUGGAAAGUGUUCAUCACUGCCACCAUAACGGAGUUGUGCAUCGGGAUCUGAAACCCGAGAAUCUACUCCUCGCGAGCAAAGCGAAAGGGGCGGCUGUGAAACUGGCGGACUUUGGGUUGGCGAUCGAGGUGCAGGGUGAAGCACAGGCAUGGUAUGGUUUUGCGGGAACGCCCGGCUACCUCAGCCCGGAAGUGUUGAAGAAAGAGCCGUAUGGGAAACCGGUCGACAUCUGGGCGUGCGGUGUCAUCCUGUACAUCCUUCUCGUCGGCUACCCACCAUUCUGGGACGAGGAUCAGCAUCGACUUUACGCGCAGAUCAAGGCCGGAUCGUAUGAUUAUCCGAGUCCAGAAUGGGACACCGUCACGCCGGAAGCCAAGAAUCUCAUCAAUCAGAUGCUGACGGUGAAUCCGGGAAAGAGGAUCACUGCCAGCGAGGCACUGAAGCAUCCAUGGAUCUGCCAACGUGAGCGUGUCGCAUCCGUGGUGCACAGACAAGAGACCGUGGACUGCUUGAAGAAAUUCAACGCAAGGCGCAAAUUAAAGGGCGCUAUACUGACGACCAUGUUGGCGACACGGAACUUUUCCAGUAAGUAUGAUACACAGGGUCGAAGCAUCAUCACGAAGAAGGGCGAUGGCUCUCAAGUGAAGGAAUCCACCGAUAGCAGCACAACGAUUGAAGACGAUGACGUUAAAGAGGAUAAGAAGGGCGGCGUCGACCGGAGCAGCACGGUCAUUGCCAAAGAACCCGAAGGUACACCUCCGAGCAACCCCGCGACAAUGUCCGCGUUCUCCAGGGCGGUCGGCGCAGCCACGACCAUGCAAGGGAGCAAGCAGGCAGCGGCCCCGAACCAGACUCCCCAGGCCCAGCUCCCGGCCGCUGCGGGCAACCCCUUCGGAAUUGCCGCGGUUCUCCUUCAAGGGACCCAAGGACAAGAGGUAGGCACGUGCCCAGGAAGGAGACGCUGAAGCGCCAAGCAACGGCGAUCUCGACGAAUCGGUAAGGUUGCCCGGAUGACCCAUUUCUGCUUCCACGCUUUAUCGAGAUUCUUCGUAGAGAGUCGCGCGCGCACGUAUACAUGGUGUCUCACCCUGACCGCCAAGUAUUUGUCACUCUCUGAGGUAUCAUCUUGUAUACUUCACUGAAAUGUUGUACUUAUAAUUGACUAGCUUAAACUACCGGCGUUACUCGGGCUUCUUAUAUUUAAAACAUUUUAAUUGAAAUUUUUACAGAAUGUCAUGUCGGAGAUGAAAUCAGGAGGAGUUAUAUAUAUAUAUAUAUAUAUAUAUAUAUAUAUAUAUAUAUAUAUAUCAUUUUUGCUAAAAAAUUCUCUCAGUACACGAAUGGAAAAAUUCAGAUUUUGUAAUCUUAUUUUCAAAAUCAGUGAGAUACGAAACGGAGCAGUAAAAAAGGAAUGCUUUCACUGAAAAUUAGUGAAUAUUCACUGAUUACCGGAUACUCCUUUUAUCGAUUCAAUCAGAAAUGUUUCAUUUCAAGAGAACAGAAGUCAAAAUGUGACAAAAAGUCCUAUGCCAUUUUUUAAUACAAGCAACAAUUAACGAGUCAUUAAUUAUAAUUAAGUUUAAUGCUUAGGGUAAAAAAUACGAACCGUUGUCUUCAAGACUAACUUCGCUAUUUGGACUAACUAUUCCUCCCCCCACUAAUCAAAAAAAUAAUCUAAGCACUACUUCUGUUCCGCUACUUAGGGCGCGCUAAGCAAGCUCUAUUAAAUAAAAACUCUUCAAUUAUCGCUUGUAUUAUAAAAAAGGACUUUUCGUCUGAUUAUCUGCCAUUUCACUAGUUGACAGUUGACAUGGGACAUCUUGUAUGCGUAUACGUAGCCGACGCAGCAGUAUUCCCUGAUAAAACGAGGACGAGGCAGGAAUCGGUCGUUUCCGCUUUAGAGAGCUGGAGCAUGACUUGGAAUUUACACGAUACCUCACCGUUCGGUAUAUUUGCCAUUCGCUCGCGCAUGGCAAGUAUAUCACACAUGAUAUACGUUAUAUUCCCCGCCUCUCUUCUCGCACUUUUUCAAUAACGUCACGGCGAAUAUUCACGCUUUCUCACACCCCUUUUAAUUUUACGUGUCUCCCGACAGCUUGUCCGUCCUUUUUGCGUGCGUUACAGUCACGUCACACACACAUACACACGCACGCGUGCGCCCGUGUACCCAGCGAUCAUUUUGAAUGAUAGAUAAGGCCCCUACCUAAGACGAUCCUUCUUUAGCAGGAGGCACGAGACAGGACCAAGAAAUGAGCUUUUCUCUCUGUGCCGUCCUUCGACACGCUUACACACGUACGAACGCACGCACACGUGUACACAGAGUACUGUCUGACGAAUAAUCAAUUAAUCCCGUCAUUCGACCGGAUGACCGCUUGACUAGCGAUCUUUCUUUUCUUUUCUUAACUUCUUUCACUCCUCUUAACAGGAUCUACGGUUUAACACACCGGCUCGCUCUCCCGGCGAUAUAUCACGCGACGGCUCCCUGCGCUCCUUCGUCGGAUCUUUAUUAUUUACGGAUUCGAGCACUGAGAAUAGACGACGGCGCGAUGAUCGAUCGCGCGUUUUACACCUUCCCGCCGCGUCGUGGCCGCGUUCGUUCUCGCAGGGCGGAUGAAUUGCGAGAAAUAUGAUGAACAAACGGAAUGAGAUGUUCGUGAUCGGAGUGUCCCCGUAGAAGCUGACACCUGCGGUCGACGAGAUAAAUUUAUCAUUUCGAAUGUUUCUUUAUAGAUAACUAUAUUGUACCUGAUAUGUAUUUGUUAGCUUGGUUUCCCGUGUCAGUCUGAUUCUUAGCCUCGAAAGGUAAAAAAUCAUUUUACGACUUCUCGAUUUAAUUUAAAUUUGUUUAAUCUAAAUUUAAUCACUUCGCAGCACUUCGUUCAAUCGUACGAUUCAAACACUUCCAUUGAUUGACAGUUUUCAAAUACAGAUCGUUCAAACGUCUUGUCGAAAUAUUCGGCUAUAGAACACAACCUCUCCAUCGUGCGAACCGUAAAAUAAUAGUAUCAAUUGGCGCUUUUACAAAUGAGAUCUACGGUACAAGUGAGAAUUUACGCUACACAAUUGCACGGGUGAAAUUACGAUAUAAGUGAAGAAUCGCGAAAGACGAAGGGCGCAGUUCGAGCCGAUCAUCGCCGGAGUCGAAGGAGUCGGCGUGCCAACGCGACUCGACGCGACGCAACGCGCCAAAGCUUCGUCGACGUUGACACUAGCUCGUGUUUGGUUGGUUGAUUGC
This is a messenger RNA of Odontomachus brunneus, 4102 nucleotides long. RefSeq names its product calcium/calmodulin-dependent protein kinase type II alpha chain (gene CaMKII). Gene Ontology annotation, cellular component: cytoplasm; neuron projection. Gene Ontology annotation, molecular function: ATP binding; calmodulin binding; calcium/calmodulin-dependent protein kinase activity. The transcript is spliced from 14 exons. Bases 507 to 1832 code for a protein of 441 amino acids. The record is from RefSeq and is a predicted model, not a curated record. NCBI's taxonomy places the organism in Eukaryota, Metazoa, Arthropoda, Insecta, Hymenoptera, Formicidae. Gene Ontology annotation, biological process: protein phosphorylation.